AGGUCACAGGGUUGUCAUGUUUCAUAUUGUGCGAUUAGCAAAACAACAAAAAAAAAAUUAAAACAUAAACAUAAACAAACACAAGCAUAGGGAGCGAGCGAAACGAAUCGAAACCAUGGGUUUUCCGCGCAUCCUCAGCAAGAAUAACAAGAUCUAUACGAAGCUGGGUGAGUUCUGUCUGUCGGGGGACAGCUUCUGGAUUGUUUGCCACACGUGCCAGGAGGAGUUGCAGACGCAGGACCAGUUCUGGAAGCACAUACAGGAUGAACACAACUUCCUGCACGGGGUGGCCAAGCAGGAUCACAGUCGGACCUCAAGCUACUGCCUCACGGACGUGGAGGCUGCCGCGGCGGCGGCCACGCCUGGCGGGAGCUCCCAGCAAGGUGCAACGGCAGUGAGCGUUCCAUUGGCCCUCUACCACUGCUCCACCAAGUACUCCGAGGAGGAGCAGCGCGAGGUUGAACUGCACGAGCAGCAGGUCCAAGUGCAGCAGCAGCAGCAGGUGCAGCAGCAACAGCAGGCUCAUCAGCAGCACCAGGCCCACCAGCAACAGCAGGCCCACCAGCAGCUCCAGCAGCAACGCGAUAUGGCCAAGGAGCUGGCCGAGCUGCAUGCCAACGCGGUGGCCGCCGCAGCAGCUGCCGCAGGUGGCGUUUCCACCGCCGAGGGAAGCACCCGCAGCAACAGUGGCAUCGAUAUAAAGAUAGAGCCCACCAGCCUCACACUAACACCCGAAAUGCAGGCUGCUGCAGCAGCUGCCGGCACAAUUUACCACUUGCCCCAGCUAGUUCCGGCACCGGUUCCGCCUCCGCCGCCCACGCCGGGGUUCGUGAGUGUCAGCGCCAGCACCAGCACGUCCAACACGGUCAGCACAACACCGCCCAACGUGCUGCAGCAGCAACAGCAACAACAACAGCAACAGCAACUCAACAUGGCCGUGGUUCCAACGACGGCAAUGGCCGCCGCCAUGCUAACCGCCAAUCAGGAGCAGCUGCCCAAGGAUUCCAACAGCACGACGGCAAGCGCCGGGAGCGCAGUGUCCUCGGAUGACGGAGAGCGCUGGUACGUCUGCGACUACGAGACAUGCGGGCUGAAAUUCAAGUACAAGUCCAGAAUGGAGCUGCAUCGGGUGGUGCACAGCAAGGAGCGGCGGUUCAACUGCGAACUGUGCAGUGCCUCCUUUAAACAGUCGUGCAAUCUGUCCACUCACCGCAAGAAGAAGCAUGCGCUGAGGGGCAUUAAAAAUGAAAUACUGCCGCAGCGCUUCUAGAUGGAAGAUUGCACUACCGCAGCCUUAAGAUCCCUCGUUUGCCUCCCAUCACUUGUUCAGCUCACUGCAAUGCAAGUCAGUCGCUAGGACUCGUUUCUAGACUGCAACUCCCACUUCCGGACCGGCAGCUUCAACCUACUUUUUUUUUAAAUUAGUUUACAAAUCCACGUUUGCCUGCCACAUGUUCUUACCUUUAAAAGCCUUUAAAAAAGUAUACAAAUGUAAGUUUCCCAAAUCACAAAUCGGUCGGCUCGACGUCAAUAUACAUUGUCGAGAUUUAAAUUUCCAAAGCAAUUUGUUACCGUUUGUGACACAAAGAUACAUGUCCUGAGAAAAUCUAGAUUUAAAAGGUUUUGUAAGGCACUCUUUAAAAACCCUGAUUGUAAAUGAAAAACUUUCCUGUUGCAACAAUAUGGUGGCCGGCAAGCGUUCUUAUAUAUACAUAUAUAUAUAAAUAUAUAAAUAAUUGUAUCUAAUGUAGGCUUAGUUUCCCAUGUAAAUGUAAUGUUAAUGUUUGAGUGGGGUUAUGUUAACCUCCCAUUAACUUUUGCGCUCUAGAUGUAUGUAAAUGCAAUUUUUAUAUACAGAUGUGUCCCUGAUAAUUUCAGAGACGGUUGGGCUGAAUCCUAACCAAAAAAUCUGAUGCUGUCCCACUUUUUAUUUGAAAUGUUUUGAAGUAAAUUUGCUGAGUCUUUGGGUGCGAUUUUUCAAAGAACUUUUAUUGGUUUUCAAAUGUUUAUUUAAAGUUAAAUACGUUUUUGGGGCCACCAAGACUUAUUUUUGGUUGGAUUCAGCUUUACGAGAUUGCAGGGAGACACAAUUGUUCAGUUAGUUUAGUACGACACAAAUGAUAAAUAACUUUUAGAUUAAACAAUUAAUUACCAGCCACAGUAAAACCGCAACACCAAGCGAAAAUGAAAAUACAUAAAAAAACACUGUUAUAAAAUCAAAAGAUUAUUGUCUUUUGGUUGAAAAGAUCAUUUCCUUAAGCUGGUUUGUGGUUUUCUCCAUGAAAUAAUACGGGUUUUGUCUUGCCAUUUUCCUGCUAAAAACUUCAAUACCAUUAGCAGAUGAAAAGAAAUUAUAAUUUGUGUGAAAAUUUUUAAAAAUCUUUAUAGUUUUUGUUUCCUUUCUAUGUUCAAAGAAAUUCUUCGGUGCUAGAUGUUCACAUUUUGGGUGAACAUUGCAUUAUUAUAUAUCCUUGCAAAGGGUAUUGUAAAUCAGAUCAGUGUAUGAAAAUCGACCUAUAUUUUUUAUUAAAUACAGUCAUGUCCGCCUUUUUAUAUACAGUAUGCAAGCUAAGUUUAAAGGCGUUAAAACAAGAAAGGGAGCUGGUUCGGCAAGAAUAUUCGUAUAAUCAAAGAAAAACAAAAAAUCUAAGACUAUAUCAUUCAUUCAAGAUUUGUAACAAGAUUUUGUCCAAUUGUUGGUCUGAUAUUUGUCAGCUAAUAAGGUAAACU
Molecule: messenger RNA, 2730 nt
Organism: Drosophila ficusphila
Lineage: Eukaryota; Metazoa; Arthropoda; Insecta; Diptera; Drosophilidae
Product: AT-rich binding protein
Exons: 2
Coding region: 116-1270 (384 amino acids)
Biological process (GO): regulation of transcription by RNA polymerase II
Cellular component (GO): transcription regulator complex; PcG protein complex
Molecular function (GO): RNA polymerase II cis-regulatory region sequence-specific DNA binding; DNA-binding transcription factor activity, RNA polymerase II-specific
Source: RefSeq, a predicted model, not a curated record